CACAGUGAUGUCAACAUUUACUGAAGGUGUUGUCGCACUUCCGGGAUGAUCCACCUGACGAGCACGGGACAUGACGUCACCCAGGUGUCUCAACCACCGGGAGCGCAGCGAAGUCAGAGCUGAUUUAAAUAAAGUUAAAAUCAGAGAAAUAUCAACAGCUGCAGGUGUGAAUUAAUGCAGGUUUCACAAGAAGAGCACACGUGCAGGUGAUCGGACCACGUGACGUAUUUGUUUGUUUGUUUUUUCACGUUCAGACAACGUGAGGUCAUCGCCUCGAGGACUGACUGAUGAAAACACUUUGAUUUUUAUCAUUUUUUUUUCGAGCUCAACUCUUCAAACCUGCUCAUGGAGUCUGCAGAUGGUCAGCGGGGGCGGGACGGCAGCAGCGGCGGUCAGAAACGUUCCCCUCUCGAAGUCAUCAUGAACCAGAUCCUCAGGAAGCGGACGGCCUCAGACAGGAAGCCGCUGCCACGUUUCCCGAGCCGAGGCUGGGAGCGGGCGGGGAUCCCUGAGGACGGAGAGCCGGAGGGCAGAGAGGAGAGAGGAGCGAGCUCAGCGGAGAGCGAGCGAGACGUCGGCUGGGGUCGAGUGUGUGUUUUCCUGCAGAGGUUGGGGAAGAAAGCCGACAGCAGGAGCCUCAGUUUGGCUCACUGUGACCUCACUGCUACAGACCUGCUGGAGCUAGCGACGUUGCUUCAGUUCCUCCCUCGGCUGGAGGAGAUGGACGUCUCCUGGAACGAGCUGAUCGGCGGGUGUCUGCGAGCGUUGACCUCUCACCUGCAGCACGCCGGCGGGAUCAGAACGCUGCGGCUCUGCAGCUGUAGGCUGAACGCUGAUGACAUCACAGCUCUGGGUGAGGCCCUCGGCUGCGUCCCUCUCUUGGAGAUCCUGGAUUUGUCCUGGAACGGCGGUGUCGGCGGCGGCGCUUUGCAAGGCCUGCUGGGUAAACUUCCCCCACCGCUGAGAGAGCUUCACCUGGUGGCCUGUCAGCUCACUGCGGCUGAUGCUGCUGCGCUCGGAGGAAUGGUGUCUGAUCUCUCCAGACUCUGUGUGCUGGACGUCUCCUGUAACCCUCAGCUCACACAGGAAGUUGACACCAGCAGCGGCGGCAGCGGCGGUGGCUUCAGGGAGCUGGCCGCCGCCCUCUCUCACGCCUCCUCCCUCAGCACGCUGCGACUCCAGGCCUGCGGUCUGACGGCAGACUGCCUCGAUGCUCUCGGUGGUUCGCUCCGCUGCCUCCCCUCGUUACGAGAGUUGGACCUGUCCUGUAACAAGAGUCUGGCCGGAGGACUGAGUCGUCUCACCCUCCACCUGUCUCACCUCACACACCUGGAGAGCCUCGACCUUCAUCUCUGCUGUCUCACGCUCGCCGACCUGGAAGCUCUGAUCCAGGUGCUUCCCUCUCUGACGGCGCUGACGGAGCUCGACGUGUCGUCCAAUAAGGAGGCGGGAGCUGCAGUCGGCUCGCUGGUCUCCGCCCUCCCUCUGACUCAGAUGAGACGUCUGCCGCUCAACAGCUGCAGCCUGAACCACGAGUCCCUCACUGCUCUGGCUCUGGUCGUGCCGUACCUCCGCAGUCUGGAUGUCUCCUGGUGUAAAGUGGUCGGCGGUCGCUUGUCGCUGCUACUGGACUCUUUGCAGCCGUCAGUCAUCCUGGAGCUCCGCCUCAGCAGCUGUGACCUCACUACCGACGACCUCCGUCACCUAGCCGCAGCGUGCAGACGCGGUUCUCUCUCCUCUCUGCGGGUUUUGGAUCUCUCCUAUAACGGCUCGGUGGGUGAUGAAGGCUGGUCCGCCCUGCUCGCAGCGGGAGGCCUGGGCUCGCUGGAGGACGUCGACCUCAGCCUACGACCUUCGACCUCGGCUCCCUGCUCGGCCUGGCUGCCGGCGCUGCUCUCCGCUCUGCCGCGGCUGCCGGCGCUGACUCGCCUGGCGGUGCGGCGGUGGAGCGUCGGCUCUCAGGACGGACGGCAGCUGAACCACCGGCUGAGGAAGAGGAGCGUGCUGCUGGAGUGGGAUCCGGACUGUACAGAUAUGACAUCAUCGUGUAAGAUGACCAAUCAGGAGAGCCUGGAGGAGAGUCAGCCUGAGGAGUAGGGAUCCAAAAAUCCUUCAAUGAUUUUAUAAACGGUGUCACAACAAGACUUCAGCAGAGCAGGAGGCUGAUUUAUUAAUAGUCUUUUAAAUUUGAGGCACAAAGCUGCAGAUCAGGUCUGAAAAAUCUGGAUAAAUAUGAAAAAUAUUUCCAGAGUUUAACACUCUUAUUUAAAAUUGACCAAAAUCUUAUUCAGUCCAGUUAUGGUUGUAAUAAAAACAUAUCGGAUAAGUUAAAAUAGCAAUUUCAUGAGAUUUGUAGUAAAAAAUUAUAUUUGGCUGUUGAAAGUUUAUUACCAGCUGGGUGAAGUGGAAACUGUCAGACUGAAGACUCCAUGUCUGUUAUUUAAUUAAUUUAACAUGUCAGUUAAUGCUUCAUGCACAUAAUAAAGUGAAAUGAGGCAACGCCUGCAUUAUUAUCUCAUCUCGAGGCCUCAGACUCUGACUUACAAUCAGGUUUUAAAGUUUUAUCUUCUUCUUCCUUCAGCUGGAUGUUUGUUCUUCUUCUCUGUGCAGUUUGUUUCUGCUGAAGGAGGAAAGUUUCACCUUAAAUCUCAGUUGAACACGUGAACCUACCAAACCUACCUAAACAUGUCCUCAGAGGAUCUUUAAGGCUUUUAUUAUUUCAGUGUUGAUGUGCCUACAUGCUGCGUUUUACUACAUUAAUACUUUAUUAAAUUACCACAAACUAACUCAUAAAUAUUAACUAAUACAUACACAGUGAGUGAAGGUUGUCAGUAGCUGCCUGCAACUCAUUUUUGUCCCCUAGUGGGUGAAUUUGGCUGCGACAGCUGUAAACUGAUUAUGAUUUAAGUUAUUUUACAUCCUCAUUAAAUAUUACUUUGACGUGAACUAAAAUCCUCACAUUCUGUCUAAAAAACUAAGACAUGAAGCUGGUAUGAUGGAGAUUAUCAUCAAGAUUUUAACAAGAAUAUGUUUCUGAUCUUGAUGUAUAAAAUAUGAUAAAUUAUCUUCAAUGAAAUUACUGUUUAGUCUGACAGCAGACAAAGAUCCUCUCACAUGUCAGAAAAGAAAAACAGCUUGUUUUAUAAUGAUAUAAAACACUGACUGGUUCUGACAUCAGGCUGCAGAUAAAAUACAUGUUCUUCUUCUUCUUCUGCUUGAAGAAAGUUUCUCUGCAUGUGAAGCAAACUGAGUCUCUGAUGAGUUCAUGUCAUCAGGUCUUAACUGGAAUUUGCUUGGAAUUAAAUUAUCUGGAUGAUUUAUAAUCAAAUGAACAUAUGAUACAGUUCCACUGAAAGCUGAUGAGCAAUAAUAUUGAAUUAUGACCCAGUUUUAUGAAAUAUUUGAUGGACUCAGAUGUACUUGAUGGAAUACUUGAACCAUCUCAUGUAUUUUUGUACUUAUGCAACCUUAAAUCUUUCCUUUAUUAUUUAAUAUGUAAAUAAUGUAAAUAAGAUGAACCUCAAUAUACAGAAGUUCAUGUUUGAAUCACUUAUGAUUAAA
Messenger RNA from Thunnus maccoyii (southern bluefin tuna), 3561 nucleotides. RefSeq names its product leucine rich repeat containing 31 (gene lrrc31). The transcript has 10 exons. Gene Ontology annotation, molecular function: protein binding; heme binding; peroxidase activity. The coding region runs from base 346 to 2097 and encodes 583 amino acids. Gene Ontology annotation, biological process: response to oxidative stress. The record is from RefSeq and is a predicted model, not a curated record. NCBI's taxonomy places the organism in Eukaryota, Metazoa, Chordata, Actinopteri, Scombriformes, Scombridae.